UUCCUGUUUUGUCGUACGACAAACCAGCAUAUAAAACUGGAGCAGAAAUAUCAAAAGAAACCAAGAACGAAAAAAAAAGUUUGAAUCAAAACAGAACUUAAUAAAGAAAGAAAAAUAAUAAUCAAAUUAGUCAAAAUGAUUUCGAAAAUAAAUUCUCUUUUUUUUAUGUUAUUUUUUGUAGCCGUAUUAAAUUUUAGUUAUGGAAAACCGCAAUGUGGAAUGAGAUGGAGAAGUCCUUGCGCAAAGAAAUCCAUGUUGCAACGAGGUUUCAAACGCGAAAGAAGUCGACUUGUGGUUCCAAAUGAUUUGCUGGACGAAAUUGAAAGAGAGGCAUCCACAGAAGAAUCAACAGCAGAAGAAGAGGAAGCAAAAAGAAUCAAUAUUAUUCAAAAGGAAGCGGAUAGUUUAUUUCAUAGAAACCUGGUUGAAUUCCUGAACGAAUUUAAAAAUAAAAAGGCUUCAGUUUAAACUUGUGAAAUGACAAAUUAGAAUUUUUUUAAGAUUUAUUUUUUUUCUUUCUUGACGAAGUUGUUUACUUAUUCAUAUUUACCAAAUAAAAAUAAUCUGGAUAGAUAUUUAUAUUUGUAGUUUUCCUGAUAGAUAUGUUCAUUCACGAA
Messenger RNA from Hydractinia symbiolongicarpus, 617 nucleotides. RefSeq lists its product as uncharacterized. NCBI's taxonomy places the organism in Eukaryota, Metazoa, Cnidaria, Hydrozoa, Anthoathecata, Hydractiniidae. The transcript is spliced from 2 exons. The coding region runs from base 136 to 468 and encodes 110 amino acids. The record is from RefSeq and is a predicted model, not a curated record.